AUGGCUGGUGGAGAUGUCCUGAUUCUCUGGUUGGUUUUUAAUUCCAGGGCAACCGCUUGCUUCAACUGCUUCUCCACGGCAGCCCAGCGUCUGCGCAUAUGCCAAUAUUUUUGGGGCUAUCAGAGUGAGAAGCAUCAAACCUGCCUAGGGACUUUAGAAACGGCCUUCCGUCCCUUGAGCAAGACUCAGGUGGAUGUGUCUGAAAUAGAGAAGCUGAAGGAUGCUUUCGGCAGGGUGGUUUUCUUCUUGGAAGAGAAAGGCAUGGGCAAAGCCCUUUUCCAGCAAGCGGUUCCCGAGGCUGUGAAAGAGGUGGAAAACGAAGUAGCACAACUCAAAGCAGGUUACCAGAAAGAAGCUCACCACUACAAAUGUUCCUCUUGUUCCAUUGUGGAUUGCCAGCUACCCAUCGAUUGCCCAAUUCAGGAUAUGCACAAAUUGGAAGGAGAUGCAACUUUUCUGAACUGUGAAGUCGCCUUCCGGACUUCCUCGGAUCGAACCUUCCGGUGGAAAUUUGUCAAAGAUCUCAGGACGGAGGAACUGUUUCUCUUCCAUGACCUUAAUUUUGGAGUCAACCCUUCCCUCCUCAUUCGACCCACCCUGGGAUCCCAUCACGGGACCUUUGCCUGCGAACUUGAAGAGGACAAUGACGUGGUGAUCAGGAAGUAUUUUUAUGUCAACGUGACAGAAAAAAGGCUUGGGGAAGAGAAAAAGCUGCAAGAAAUGUUUAAAGCCAUCCUGAAUUCCCCACCGGAGUCAGGACAGGAAGCAGUGGUGGUGAACAAGCUACCUUCCCUUCAAGAUCUGCUGUCCCAGCCUGAUUAUCUCCAGAAAAGGGGAGUCAUUGUGCUUAUCCUUGGAAUAACUGGGAUAUCCCUGCUUGUUACUUUAGCCGUUCUGUCGCUGUAUCGCUGGGCGACGGACUUCAAGCCGUGA
Molecule: messenger RNA, 933 nt
Organism: Thamnophis elegans (Western terrestrial garter snake)
Lineage: Eukaryota; Metazoa; Chordata; Lepidosauria; Squamata; Natricidae
Gene: SPACA6
Product: sperm acrosome associated 6
Exons: 8
Coding region: 1-933 (310 amino acids)
Biological process (GO): fusion of sperm to egg plasma membrane involved in single fertilization
Source: RefSeq, a predicted model, not a curated record